AUGUCCAAGCGCGGCCCCGGCGCAAACUUCGGCGGCGACGAGGAGAGGUUUGGUGGUCCCGGUCCGGGAAACGACACAAUGGAAAAGCCGAUGAAGGCCACUGAUGCGCAGAUGGCGCGGAGAAAAAUUGCGGCAGCUAAGAAGAUCCGCCCGGGCGCACAGCGUUCGGCAUCGCCCUUCGCCCCUGCGCCGCCUGCGGGAGCCAACGCUCCCCAAUCCUUCACAAUGACAGGCGGUAGCAAUGGCAAUGGCAAUGCCUUUGCUUUUGGAGCAAACACACAGCCAGCAUCUUUCCAGUUUGCUGCUUCUCAGACCCAAAGCAAUCCAUUCGCAGGAUUCGGCCAGACACAGACUGCGCCGGCGACCACACCAUCCUUUACAGCAUUCGGCCAGUCACAACCGGCCACAACCACCACAACUCCCUCCAGCAAUCCCUUCGGCCAGACACAGCCGGCGACUGCGAACCAAGCCUCAUUCGGCGGAUUUGGCCAGUCACAACCAUCCUUUGCGACUACGACCUCGUCCAGCAACCCCUUCGGCCAGUCACAGUCGGCGACUACAAACCAAACCUCAUUCAGCGGAUUUGGCCAGUCUCAACCAUCCUUUGCGACCACGACAAGCUCGUCCAGCAAUCCCUUUGGCCAGCCGCAGCCACAGUCGGCGACUGCGACCCAGACCUCGUUCAGUGGCUUUGGUCAGUCAAACACAGAGCCUGCCAACGACAGUCUCUUCCCCGGAUGGACGCCACCGGAUAGCAGCAGGGCCAACACGCCGGCUGCCGGAACGAGCCAGCCGCAAGCCGAGCCCGCAAAGACUUCCCUCUUCGCCAACCUCAAUCAGACAACUGAGUCUGGCAAGUCGAGCAACAUGUUUUCUGGUAUUGGUCAGCAGCCGCAACAGAACGGCGCUAGCAACCCAUUUGCCGGAUUCGGUCAGCCGCAAGCCGAGCCUGCCAAAUCAAACCCGUUCGGCAACAUGACCCAGUCACAGCCACAGUCACAGCCCGAGCCUGCCAAAGCAAACAAUCCCUUCAACAGCUUUGGACAAACACAAUCCGACGCCAGCCGCGCAAGCACCCCCUUUGCUGGAAAGCAGCCCGAGCCUGAGAAGCCGGCCAACUUGUUCGCAGGACUUGGUCAGCAGCCGCCGCAACAGAACGUCGCAAGCACUCCCUUUUCCUUUGGCCAGAAGGCACCCGAGGCUGAGAAGCCCAGUAACCCUUUCGCCAGCAUUGGACAAGCGAACGCCGAGCCUGCCAAGCCCAACCUUUUCUCAGGAUUCGGUCAAGCGCAAUCCGAGAACAGCCGUUCAAGCACUCCCCUUGCCACUAAACAGCCCGAGCCUGCCAAGCAGAACGUCUUUUCAGGAUUCGGUCAGACCCAAUCUGAUAGCAGUCGCGCAAGCACACCCUUUGCCGCAAAGCAACCCGAGCCUGAGAAGCCCAAGGAUCUCUUUUCUGGCUUCAGCCAGGCGCCUAAACAGAACGGCAUCAUGCAGACUCCCAAGCCAAACGGCGAGAAGACCGGUCUUUUUGGUGCGAGCAUCCCAGCACCAACGACGCAACCCUCUGGUGGUAGUGUUUUUGACUCCCUUCCUAAGCCACCUCCAUCGCAAUUCAACUUCAGCUCCGCUGAUCCGAAGCAAGUCUAUCGGGAGGAGGAUGAUGACGACGCCACGGCCAGCAACAAGGAUGGUGAUGCUGAGGCAGUCUCCGAGACACCCAAGCCUGCGCAGCCUAGAAGCCUCUUCGACCGCAUUGAAAAGGCCAGUAACCAGCAGCAAACGUCCGCGACGCCCAAGGCCGCGCCGCCCAGAAGUCUCUUCGACCGUAUUGACAAAGUCAACGGCACACAAGCAGCCUCCGAAACGCCAAAGGCCGCACCGCAAAAGAAUCUUUUCGAACGCAUCGACAAGGACGAUGGAAAGACUCAGACCUCCACCGGCUCCAAGUCGACAACCUCCGACGACACGCCAAAGGCCGCGCCAUCUCUGAGCGCCUUCCCAGCGCCUGCACAGCAAUCACCGUCCGUACAUCAGCAUCCUCCACUCAAUGACCUUAGGAAGGCAUCGGCAUUGAAGAAUCUGAAUGAAGGCGUCAUUGCACAUCUCAAGAACCAGGAUCCGACGACCGAUCUGACACAAAUUUACCUCUUCGCAAUGCAAGCGUCCGCCCAAAUUCUCGGCAAGCCUCUGCCGUCAUUUGGUACAUCGGCUAUGCCAAAGCAGCCUGCUCCUCCUUCAGGAGGUGGUGGAGGCAACCAGUUCUCAUCAAAUGCCGCUCAUGCACCAUCAUCGACCAACGGGUCUUCCGCAUCCGCAUCCUCAUCCGCACCCGCACAGAAGUUUCCUCAAGCUAUGCCACCAUCUGGUAGCGUAUUCAACGCCAACACAGCCACUCCAAAAGUUUCUGGUCAGAACUUGUUCAGCAAGCCACCGAGCACUGCACCGCCCGCAAACAAGCGCAUGUUUGAACAUGACAGCGAGUCCCCUGUCCAGCCUGCAACGGAGAAGCGGGCCAAGCCAUCAGGCAUCACUACUUCGCCCACGAAGAAGCGCGCUUUUGCGCAGGAUGACGAGUCAGCACAGCCUGCGACCGAGAAGCGGGCCAAGGCAUCUGCCCAGCCCCCGCCAGACACCGCCAGUAAGACGAUGCGAUUGUUUGCGGAGACACUCGAAAAGUCGCAGAGCACCGAGACCGGCAAGACCGGCCAGUCGAGCGCCUUCCCAAGCWUCAAGCCGUCAACUUCCGCUUCAGGAUUCACUCCGUCUACCUCGUCCUCCUCAGGGCUCAAAGCCUCAGCAUCGACUGUCUCACCUACCAGUGCCAACAGCGCAUCUCAGGCUCCUCAGGAAGCCGCUCCUCCGGCCUCGAAGCCUCCGCCAUUCGAAAUGCCGAAAUUUGAGCCUGCCAAGAAUGGCCCCGGCAGCUUCCUGUCCUCUUUCGGUGCCAAUGCGCAGAAGACUGAGGAGGAGGCUCGCAAGAAGCGCAUGCUUGACGAUUAUGAUAGCGAUGAAGAAACCAAGGAGCAGUGGCUGAAGCGUGAUCGCGAGGCGCAGGAGAAGAAGCGUAAGGAAAUGCUAGAGGCCGCACAAGGCCUCAAGCUGCMCACUUUCGGUACUGCCGCGCCAACAAAGGUUAGCUCUUCUGAAUCCAUAGCAGCUGAGAAGUCGCAAGGCAAAGGCGACAACACGUGGUCGCAGUCCACUCCCAUCAAGUUUGGCACAUCCACCGACGCGCCAUCCGCUACUCCAGCGACGACCAAGCCAGUUGGCAACCUCUUUGGAUCAUUCAAUUCAACCMCCCCCGCGGCUCCCUCACUCUCUGGCAGCUUAUUCGGUGCUACGCCGGCCAUCCCCGCCACUCCGGCCGUCACCACAACCGCCGAAGGUAGCGACAAGGAUGAUGAUGAGAAUACCGAGGACCCCAGCGCACCUCAGGAUGACCUCGCCGGCCUUCUUCCAGCAGAGCKCAAAGAUAACAUUGUGUUGAUGGAAAUGCAAGACACCAAGACGUCGAGGAUGGAGGACAGUGAACAAGUCGACGCUGAUGGCAAGAAGAAGAAACAUUGGGCCAGCAAAGCGAAUGGCCGUCUGUUCGUCUUGAAGAACAAGAACACGGGCAAGAUCCGCAUCUUGUGCAGAGCUCCUCAGGGUCGGCCCCUUCUCAACUACAACGCCCUCCAAGGAACCAAGUACACGGUCGCCGGCAAGAAGAACAAUAUGGUCAACGCCRUGUUCAUGGAUCACAUCUACGACGAUCCGCCCCAGAUCGCUCGGUUCAUCAUCACGGCCAAGACUGCCGAGGAAGCGAAGGAUCUCGCUCGUCAUUUGACUGAAGGAGCGUCGCAGUAG
This is a messenger RNA of Ramularia collo-cygni, 3852 nucleotides long. RefSeq lists its product as uncharacterized. The transcript has 2 exons. NCBI's taxonomy places the organism in Eukaryota, Fungi, Ascomycota, Dothideomycetes, Mycosphaerellales, Mycosphaerellaceae. Gene Ontology annotation, biological process: intracellular transport. The record is from RefSeq and is a predicted model, not a curated record. The coding region runs from base 1 to 3852 and encodes 1283 amino acids.